GUUUAAAAUUUAGAAAAAAAAAUAUACAAUUCGUUUUGCAAAAUGACUUACGUACAUUUACAAACAGUAACUUUUAUAUUUAUAUUAUCAAUGGUUAGAUUUUGCACCGCUUUAGAUGAUUUCUAUAAAAUUAGGGAAGAAAAAACGACAUUUUCACAUCUAGAAAAUGAAGGUGAUUUCGCAACAGAUAUACCAGUAUCUACACCAGAAUCUACUGAUCUCUUAAUAGGAACAUUACAAAUGGACCUUUACGAAUUUGUUGAUUUGGUUCCUGUUCAUGAAGUUAAUGAAAUACUAGAAAGAUACUAUAUAUCUGACACAAGUAUCCGUAAAGUAUAUGACUUUAUAGGAAAAUACAAUUACUCAUUUGUAGACACAAAAUUGACCGAACUAAUUGAAGUAAAAAGAGCACUUCGAUUUUUUAAAAGAAAAAAUAUUAAUUUAGAUGAAUUUAAGCAAUAUUUAUAUGAACGGUUCGGACCACACAAAAUUAAUAUAACGUUUGAAACCAUCAAAUAUUCUAAUUAUAGCGGAUUCUAUGCUAUGGUUGAUGACAUCUUAGAUGAAAUACCUCAUGACGAGUUGGUUACAUUAUUCUUUGAAAAAAUGGAAACAAGUAAUGAUUUUUCUGAUUUUUUAAACUGGAUUGGAGGUGAGGACUUCGAAGAAAUGAAAAACGCACUUCGCUUAAACAAGGAAGUACAAAGAUUUGUCUUUGGCUUACGGAACAAUGGAGUCGACAUUAUAAAAUUGUUCAAUAUUUUAAAAAAUUAUUUUGGAUUUGGCUUUAAAUAGUGUUUUUGUUUAUAUGCUUGAUUUGUAUUAUUCCAAAUGUGAGUAAUUUUACAUUAAAAGAAAUUCCACUAAUUAUUUUUAAAUCAUGAUGAAUAUAUUUAC
Culicoides brevitarsis is the source of this 897-nucleotide messenger RNA. Its product is annotated as protein G12-like. Bases 43 to 795 code for a protein of 250 amino acids. Lineage: Eukaryota; Metazoa; Arthropoda; Insecta; Diptera; Ceratopogonidae. The record is from RefSeq and is a predicted model, not a curated record. The transcript is spliced from 2 exons.